This is a messenger RNA of Pocillopora damicornis (cauliflower coral), 3268 nucleotides long. RefSeq lists its product as uncharacterized. Lineage: Eukaryota; Metazoa; Cnidaria; Anthozoa; Scleractinia; Pocilloporidae. The record is from RefSeq and is a predicted model, not a curated record.
UUUAUCGUUUUAAGAUAGAUAUUUUGCUUCUCUGUAUAUCUUAAAUAUCAAGGACCUGUGGUGAGGAUGUUGUUUGCCUUAUUUGGGACGAAAUGAUUGCGAAAAGGGCCAAGAAUUCGCCGGGGGCAACAUGAAACGUUUAUAUGCCCUCCAUGUGAGAGAGUUUGUGAUGCUAUGUGUCUCUAUUUUCAUCUUCAUGGUAACGAUACAUGAAGGAACUGCUUUUCAUAACAGGAAGACCGCACACCUAAAGACAAUCACUUUAAAACGGAGAACCGACAAGUGGGCCGGAGCUUCACACGGAGAUGGUGACCCGCAAGUCAAAAGAGCCAUAGACAAUGAAAAUGUCAGACCCAUGAAAGAUACAAAUGGCUAUUUCAUUACGACAGUUUUAAAUCACAAAAGGAAUCUAAUUGCUUCCUUGCACACUGGUGAAACAAAGCCAAGAAGAUCCAAUGAUUUCACUUGGAAAAGAACUUACCUACCAUCAGCGAGAAAGCCCUAUUGGGGACAUUUCCUAGGCCUACAUCCUUGGUACGACCCAAACUUGUAUAAAAAACAGAUUUCCAACAAUGAACCAGUGGUAGACGAUGAGCCUUUCAUUGUUUUGCCACCUGAUAACACAAUAAACACUAAAGAUGAGGCUUUCAAACUGGACGAGGAAGCUGAAACUGCGGCACCAACGGCAAAGAAGAUACCUACCACGACACCUACAACGCCUACGACACCAACAACGCCUACUACACCCACAACAACACCCACGACGCUCACGACACCGUUAACAACUCCAACUACCCUACCCCCGAUAACAACCCCUCUGCCAACAACCCCACCAACCACUCCUCCGACACCGCAGCCCGCGCCACCAACCCCACGACCUAUCCCACCGCCGCCUGCACGGCCACAAAUCAUAGACAUCCAGUCUGAAAACCCUUUACUUAAAAGAGGGACACCACCAGUUCCUGCCAACAUCAAUCUAAAUCUAGAGAUUGGGGAUAACGGCGAAACGGCUGAGGCUGAACAACAUGAAAAUGUACCGAUGUCACCAACACCACGCGUGAUUUAUGCUCAAACCUUGCCCGCUCCCGCAGAAUCUACCCCACAGCCUUCUCCCCAAAUAAUCAUUGCACAAAUGCCUGCCGCCUCGGAAGCGUCACCAGCCGGUCAACAACCUCAAAUAGUAAUGGCACAACCUGCUCAAGCACAAUCUCAACCCCAGUAUGCCCUCGCACCUGCACCUUCACCGCCGCCACAACCACAAUACAUUAUUGCUCCUCCACCCCCAGUGCCAGCUCCCCCACCACAAUACAUAAUUGCAUCUCCACCAGAGCCUCAACCGGCUCCAGCUCCAGCUCCCGUAAUUGUUCCUGCACCACCACCGGCUCCUAUAAUGUAUCAACAACCAAUGGUGCAAUCACCUCCAGCCCCCGUUUACACCCCUGCAGUGUAUUUGGCUGAAGCUUCGCCACCCAGAACCGUUAUUGCCACACCUUCGUCACAAAAUUUUGCUGCUCCACCUGGACAAGUGACUAUAGCCGCAUCACCGCCGGCAGCAAUAACGGUGUCCUCGUCAGCACCUGCGGCACCAAUGGGAGGACUAAAUAACAUGUUAAUGUCCAACCCUGUUAUGGGACUACCUUCGUUAAAUCCAGUUUCUCCUCUUCUCUUAAACAAUAGGCUUAUGACACAGGGAGGGUCUUUAUAUCCCGGAGGCAUGGGCAGUUUGCAGUCACCAUUAAUGCAAUCUUUAGGCUUACCUUUGCCUUCGUACGCUUCCCCACUCAACCAACAAUUACAAUACCCUUCAUCACUCAUGUAUCCCUCCCCUCUUUCGCUACCUGGUAUCCAACAGUUCCCUAAUGUCCUCUCCUCUAUUGGCCAAACAGGCUAUGAUCCCCUUCUGUAUAAUGGUUUAACCGGAAUGUUUGCCAAUGCCAUUCGCUCUUCCAUGACCCAGUCUCAGCCGAAUGCCCUUGCAUCUGCCUUGGCUCUCGCUGCAACUCAAGCUCAGGCGCGAAACCAGCCGCCAGACCUUUUAACAGCUGCUCUUGUACAAGCCUUGGCACAAAACAUGCAGCAAGGUAUUCAACCAAUCAGUAAUGAUAGAUUAGUGCAAGCGUUGUCGCAAGCACUGUCACAGGCUCAACCUAGCAUGCGGCAGAUCCCCAACCCUGCUCCUGCCCCUGCACCUCCCGCCUCUUCGUUACCACCGCCACCAAACCCACCACAACGUUCCGGUCCUCCAGUGCCGCUAUAUCAAGUGGUUCCCACUGUGACGAGACAAGACGCUCCCCCUCGGGCUUCAAGGUCCAACGCAAGUAGAAAUGAGUAUUCUGUGAAUACAGUUGGAAAGGCUUUAGCUAAUGCCCUGAUAAAGGCGGCAAGAAAAGUUGCUAGUCAAAACACACGUCCAGGUAAAAGACAACAUAAAGGGUCUCGCCACAGACAUCACAAGGCCGAUAGCGAUGGUCGGUAUGAUGAUGACGAGCAUUAUAAUGUUCGUUCAUUUGUUCCUCUUUUAUAUGCACACUCUCCCGACUAUAAGUACGAAAAACUACAUCGUAUGAUCAAUCAAUGGGAAGGAAAGGACAUGAUAAAAUAUUACGCAAUGUUUCGCACAUUCUGGAGGCGUGUUGUUCACCCUUGUUACUCUAGAGCCUGUUUAAUUUGCCAGAGAUGUCUUGAAUAGUUCGUAACUUCAAGCAACCUGUGAGAUAAGUAAAAAAUACAUUUUGUAAAUACAAAUUCAACCAUAUUCUUUUGUAUAGAUUCGUAAAUGUGCUGCUUCAAAUUUUGCCAUCUUGCAACGUAAAAACAAGAGAUGUAAAGGGUUUGUGUAUAUCUAAUUGUGCCGUUGCUUACGCUGCGUUCAACAUGCACGUUAAAUGGACAACAGAAUUUGAAGAUGCAGCAGUCCCAAGACAAUUAGGCCUACUUUAUAUUCAGGUAGUACCAAAAAAAUCUGAGGAAACCAUAAAGCUGAACGUACCCGUAAGGUGGUCACAGGACUAACGUUUUGUAAGGUAAAAAAAGUUUAAAAUUCGUUUUCAUUGACAUGUUGACCAGUAAGUGUGUUGCAGAAAAAAUCUGAAAAGUACGUAAAAUUUUCCUCAACACUUUUUCCCAAUACGAAGCGAGACUAUUUCAGCAGGAUUGUAGGGAAGACGUGAUUUAACAUUUUUACAGUUCGAGUGUAGGUGAGUGUGUGCCGUAAGCUUAAUUAAUUAGUCCUCGGCACUUCAGUAAAAUUAAACGGUGGUUUGCAAUU